Messenger RNA from Raphanus sativus (radish), 1046 nucleotides. RefSeq names its product 3-isopropylmalate dehydratase small subunit 2. The coding region runs from base 55 to 825 and encodes 256 amino acids. The transcript has a single exon. The record is from RefSeq and is a predicted model, not a curated record. NCBI's taxonomy places the organism in Eukaryota, Viridiplantae, Streptophyta, Magnoliopsida, Brassicales, Brassicaceae.
UCUCUGUUACUCACUCAGACAACAACUUUGAUAGUAGAGCCCAAACACACACAAAUGGCGUCUUCUCUACCUACAUUCUCCAGAGCCUUGCCUUCCUCAUCAAGCAAAACUUCUCCCUCCUUCAUUCCCUUCCGAUCUCCUUCCCUCAAAAUCACCAGUUCCGCUUCCUUCCUCCCGUCAUCUAUCUCCCUCUCUUCACGUCGCGCAUCCUUCAUCAUCCCACGUGCCACUGCCUCUUCCUCCGAGGGAUCCGACUCGCUAGCCAAAACCACCUUCCACGGUCUAUGCUUCGUCUUGAAAGACAACAUAGACACCGACCAGAUCAUCCCAGCAGACAAAGCAUGCAUCUUCCCUUCCAACCAGCAAGAGCGUGACGAGAUCGGCUCUAACGCCCUCUCCGGUCUACCAGACUCCCACAAACCCCGCUUCGUUGAGCCAGGAGAGAUCAAAUCUAAAUACUCCAUCAUAGUCGCCGGUGAGAACUUUGGUUGCGGGUCGUCACGUGAACAUGCUCCUGUCUGUCUAGGAGCAGCAGGAGCUAAAGCCGUUGUUGCUCAGACUUACGCAAGGAUCUUUUUCCGUAACUCGGUGGCUACGGGAGAGGUGUUUCCCCUCGAGUCAGAGGUUAGAGUCUGCGACGAGUGUACGACAGGAGACACGGUGACGAUCGAGCUGAGGGAUAGUGGUGGUUUACUGACUAAUCACACGACUGGUAAGCAGUAUAAGCUGAAGGCGAUUGGUGAUGCAGGACCGGUUAUUGAUGCUGGUGGUAUCUUUGCUUAUGCGAGGAAGGUGGGAAUGAUUCCUUCUCCAUCAGUAGCUUAACUAUCUUCAUAAUUUAAUAUUGAUGUGUGUUCUUCCACGUUGUUAUUGUUGUUGUUGUUUUAUGUAAUGAAUAAGAAAUCUAAAGGCAAGAAGAAAACAUGUUCCAAGAAAAUGAUUGAGAAACAAUGUGUUUCAACUGAUCACAUGUGAAAAUGGGGUUGUUUGAUGUUAAAAUGAUGUAAGAUUUUUUUUUUGAAAGCAAAUGAUAUAAGAUUGUUACC